Molecule: messenger RNA, 1788 nt
Organism: Mastomys coucha (southern multimammate mouse)
Lineage: Eukaryota; Metazoa; Chordata; Mammalia; Rodentia; Muridae
Gene: Zfand1
Product: zinc finger AN1-type containing 1
Exons: 8
Coding region: 35-841 (268 amino acids)
Biological process (GO): cytoplasmic stress granule disassembly
Cellular component (GO): cytoplasm; cytoplasmic stress granule
Molecular function (GO): zinc ion binding
Source: RefSeq, a predicted model, not a curated record
UGCCCCGCCCCCCCGCCCUUGCGGCGGUGGAAAGAUGGCGGAGUUGGACAUUGGGCAGCACUGCCAGGUGCAGCACUGCCGGCAGCGAGAUUUUCUUCCAUUUGUGUGUGAUGGUUGUUCAGGAAUAUUUUGCCUUGAACACAGAAGCAGGGACUCGCAUGGUUGUCCUGAGGUGAAUGUAAUCAAGGAGAGACCAAAGACAGACGAACACAAAUCUUACUCGUGCUCGUUCAAGGGCUGCACUGAAGUAGAGCUCGUGGCAGUGAUCUGUCCUUACUGUGAGAAGAACUUUUGCCUAAGACACCGUCACCAGUCGGAUCAUGAGUGUGAGAAGCUGGAGGUCCCAAAGCCUCGAAUGGCCGCCACCCAGAAACUUGUCAGAGACAUUGUUGAUGCCAAGACAGGAGGGGCAGCAAGUAAGGGGCGGAAAGGUGCGAAGAGCAGCGGGACAGCCGCAAAGGUGGCACUGAUGAAGCUGAAGAUGCACGCUGACGGGGACAAGUCCCUGCCGCAGACAGAAAGAACGUACUUCCAGGUCUACUUACCAAAGGGGAGUAAAGAGAAAAGCAAGGCCAUGUUCUUUUGCCUGCGGUGGAGCAUUGGGAGGGUCGUGGACUUCGCAGCUUCCCUAGCCAAUCUCAGGAAUGAAAACAACAAGCUGACAGCCAAGAAGCUGAGGCUGUGUCACGUCCCUUCAGGAGAAGCCAUGCCUUUGGAUCACACACUGGAAAGGUGGCUCACAAAAGAGGAGAGCCCUUUGUAUAAUGGAGGAGAUGUUAUUUUGGAAUAUCUUAACGAUGAAGAGCAGUUUUUAGAAAACGUUGACUCUUACUUGGCAUAGUCAUUCAAGGAUUCGAGCCAGCAGAAUCCCUAUAAGGAGAAAUCACUCUAAGGAGACAUCAGUUUCUUUUACUACAGAUACUUUUUAAAUCUCUCAGAGUCGCUGUCUUAAGACUUAUUUCCAUUACGUCAUAACUUACACCAGCAUUUUUCUACUUGGUUCCGUGUUUUGUGUUUUAAAGUUUAACUACGUGUUGAUAGUUACUGGCAAUGUGUUUUUAUUAGCUGUCUCUGGGUCAGGCUAUAGAAAUAUCAGCAAAAGUGUCAUUCCUGGUAGACUAAUCCCAGCCGUUGACUGGCUGCUGUGUCACGUUCUGCACUACCAUCACUCCAAGAUCCCACUCACACAACACCCACUUUUUUGUGAUUUUGCCAUUCUAUGGCAGAGGAAGAUGAGAAUGGUAGACUCUUCGGUGGGGUCUUACAAGUGGUACUUGCCAUCAGUGUUUAAAGCAAGCCCCGUGAUUAAGCCUAAUAUUAUGCGGCCAGAGUACACAGCCUUACUGUAUACCUAAAUCAUGACGUAUGAAUUGCAGAAUCUUGCAGAUCCUCUCAUUCAGUCUUCCAGGCAUUUGGAUAAGACACCACAUAUAUAAGGAGGGAGAGUUAUUUUCUGGGUAUCAUGUAAUUGUACUGGCUUUAUUUCCGGUAAGGAAUUUUCUCCAGUAGGAUUCAUCUUUUUGUUGGUAUGAAUAAAUGUAUUACAGAUGAGAAGAGCAAUGGUAUAGACUGACUUUGUAAUAGUCUUGCUUGUUGCACCAAAGCAAGAUAAUUAUUGCAUUUUACCUAUAAAUUGAAAUAAGUCCUCUUGGGGACCUGAGAAUGAAUGUCUUCUGUCUGUGCUGGAUGAAGGACUACAUACACCCUGGAGGGAAAUCCGUACCCCAUCCUACCCUUUCUGUAUCAGUUUCUCACAGCAGCAGGUUAAUUAAAGAGUAUCUUUGCCAG